Molecule: messenger RNA, 867 nt
Organism: Diaporthe amygdali
Lineage: Eukaryota; Fungi; Ascomycota; Sordariomycetes; Diaporthales; Diaporthaceae
Exons: 3
Coding region: 1-867 (288 amino acids)
Source: RefSeq, a predicted model, not a curated record
AUGACCGACUACACUGGUGCAGAGGCUCCAGCUCCAGCUCCAGCAGCACCAGACGACUCUGCCUACCGGUCUUUUCACGAGUACAGAUGGGACCUAGACAAGGACUUCCUCGGAGGCCUCGUGCUCGCCCUGGGUGGCUAUCACGCCCUGGCACAGACCGCCUCGCAGGCAGACAUCGUCAUGCACUCGCGGAUAUUCUACUACGGCCGCAUCAGCGGUAUCACGAUCCCGUACGCAGGCUACAGGGACUGGCUACGCGCGAGCUACCAGGCCGGCCAGCACGCGCGCCUCUGGGAGUGGGACCUGCUGGAGGCGCUGUGCAACCACCGCGACAAGCUCAUGUCCGUCGACGCCGCGUCGCUGGCGGCGAGGCGGGAGGAGGCUGCCGCCGAGAAGGCGCGGUGGUCCCGCGGCCUGCUCGCUGCCGACCUGCCACCCCAGUCUCGGUCCGCAACCGCCUCUGGAAGUGAUCGAGAAGCUGUUGUUGGCGGCGCUGAUGAGUCCACGCCGUCGUGGAUGGCCGCUGCGCCGAAGAGCGAGCUGUACGUCGACCGCACACUGGCCGCUAACAAGGACGAUGACGACGACGACGAGUCCUCUCCAGCAUACCCGGAGCGGUUCGCCGCGAUCAUCAAGGCUGUGCAGACGGGCGAGCCGGUCGAGGGCAUUGUGGAGAUCCCCGACAUCGUGGCAAGGAAUCCGACCACUACUCCAUUUGGAUCCAUGGCCAGACCACUGAAGCCCUGGGAGAAGGCCCGGCCGGCUGCGGGCAGUGAGCCUCACGGUGAAGGAGAGCUCGGUCUCGUAACCCAGGUUGAUGAGAAAUUUCCCGACAAUGACGUCGAGACACCUGGAGGUCAGGCCUGA